Messenger RNA from Acanthosepion pharaonis, 903 nucleotides. NCBI's taxonomy places the organism in Eukaryota, Metazoa, Mollusca, Cephalopoda, Sepiida, Sepiidae. The record is from the annotation of a GenBank genome assembly.
AUGACAUUCUUUUCAUUUAAUCUAUCUAUCUAUCUAUCUAUCUAUCUAUCUAUCUAUCUAUCUAUCUAUCUAUCUCAGACUGAUCCCAUCUAUCUAUCUAUCUAUCUAUCUAUCUAUCUAUCUAUUACAUUCUUUUCAUUGGAUCUAUCUAUCUAUCUAUCUAUCUAUCUAUCUAUCUAUCUAUCUAUCUAUCUAUCACAUUCUUUUCAUUGGAUCUAUCUAUCUAUCUAUCUAUCUAUCUAUCUAUCUAUCUAUCUAUUAGAUUCUUUUCAUUGUAUCUAUCUAUCUAUCUAUCUAUCUAUCACAUUCUUUUCAUUGGAUCUAUCUAUCUAUCUAUCUAUCUAUCUAUUAGAUUCUUUUCAUUGUAUCUAUCUAUCUAUUUAUCUAUCUAUCACAUUCUUUUCAUUGGAUCUAUCUAUCUAUCUAUCUAUCUAUCUAUCUAUCUAUCUAUUAGGUUCUUUUCAUUGUAUCUAUCUAUCUAUCUAUUUAUCUAUCUAUCUAUCUAUCACAUUCUUUUCAUUGGAUCUAUCUAUCUAUCUAUCUAUCUAUCUAUCUAUCUAUCUAUCUAUCUAUCACAGUCUGUUCCUAUAUAUGUACUUCUGUAGGUCUGUUCAUAUAUAUCUAUCUCAGCCUAAUCAUAUCUAUCUAUCUAUCUAUCUAUCUAUCUAUCUAUCUAUCUAUCUAUCUAUCUAUCUAUCUAUCUAUCACAGUCUGUUCCUAUAUAUGUACUUCUGUAGGUCUGUUCAUAUAUAUCUAUCUCAGCCUAAUCAUAUCUAUCUAUCUAUCUAUCUAUCACGUUCUGUUAAUCUCUCUUUCUCUCUCUAUCUUCCUUCUUUAUUUUCGUUUGAAGUUUUCAUUUUACUAUUCUUGAUUUAUUUUCGUCUUCUUUCCUUCCAAUUUUAA